CUUUUUUAAACAACUAGAUUCAGCACUACACAAACCUAACAAGCCUCGCUCUCUGUAGUUUAUUUAACGACAAAAGCAAAUAACCAUGGCCGACGAUUCGCAGCACGAGCACGUUUUCGAGAGCUCCGAGUCCGGAGCUUCGCUCACCUACCCCAUGCAGUGCUCUGCUCUGCGCAAGAACGGUUUCGUUGUCAUCAAGGGCCGUCCCUGCAAGAUCGUCGACAUGUCGACCUCCAAGACUGGCAAGCACGGUCACGCCAAGGUCAACAUGACUGCCAUCGAUAUCUUCACUGGCAAGAAGCUUGAGGACAUGUCGCCCUCCACCCACAACAUGGAGGUCCCCAACGUCAAGCGUAACGAGUACACUCUGGUCGACAUCUCGGGUGGUUUCCUGUCGCUCAUGGACGACAACGCCGAGAUGAAGGAGGACGUCGCCCUUCCCUCGAACGAGCUCGGUACCGACCUCGAGGCCGCUUUCGGCGAGGGCAGGGACAUCCUUGUCACCGUCCUCAGCGCCAUGAACGAGGAGGCUGUCGUCUCCUUCAAGGAUGCCCCCAAGGGUAACUAAGUAGCCUGCCGGGUUUGUUUUCUAUAAAAAUCCUUUUGAAUUAAAUGACAAUUCUUUUGGCAAAGCAUUCUU
Molecule: messenger RNA, 640 nt
Organism: Linderina pennispora
Lineage: Eukaryota; Fungi; Kickxellomycota; Kickxellomycetes; Kickxellales; Kickxellaceae
Product: initiation factor 5a
Exons: 2
Coding region: 86-568 (160 amino acids)
Biological process (GO): positive regulation of translational elongation; positive regulation of translational termination
Molecular function (GO): translation elongation factor activity; ribosome binding; RNA binding
Source: RefSeq, a predicted model, not a curated record